Cuscuta campestris is the source of this 1169-nucleotide messenger RNA. Lineage: Eukaryota; Viridiplantae; Streptophyta; Magnoliopsida; Solanales; Convolvulaceae. The record is from the annotation of a GenBank genome assembly.
UCGAGCUGGAUGCUCCGAAUCUUGAAGUGUUGUUGCAUUCUGAUUGCCUCGCUUUGGGGCUUUGCUUCGAGCAGAAGCGCGGCUUCCCCCAUUCCAGAAUCUGACUUGGUUGGCACUUGGAUCCCUUCCAGGACUGAAUGGAUGGGAAUUCUUGGCAUGCAUGCUUCUCAGUGCACCUAAUCUUGAAAAGCUCACAUUCGAAGAGGGAUUUACGGAAUACAAAGGAGGACAUGAGAAAUUCGAGUCUUUACUUCCAGAGCCAUGAAGAAGAUGAAUUCAAAUUGUUUGAUUAUCGUCUGAAGAACGGCGUUCUGCAGAAACUGAAGAUUUAUGAUUGCAUUCCUUGCAAGGAUUCGUGUUUUUUUGGAAAGGAACUUUUUUGGUGGGAUGGAGGAAUAAUAGUUAAAAAAAGGCCUCCACAUUUAAAACUCACUCCGAUCCUCUGCCAUAUUCUGGCCCGGGAGCUCUGGUUCCAGAUGGGGUUUGUAGCUUCCGAUGGCUCCCGGCUCAAAAUCGUAGAUUGUUGUCUGAGGCUGGCCGCCGCCGUCCUGGCCGCCGCCGCCGUCGGGCUCGCAGUGAGUGAUCGGCAGGCCAACAGCAGCUACGGAGUGCUCCUCAGUUUCGCCCACCUCGGGGCUCUCCGGUAUACGGUGGCUGUGGGCGUUGCAUGUGGCGGAUAUGCACUGUUCACCGCCGUGGCUUUGUGGGUGAGAAGUCUGGUUUCCAAAGCAUGGUUCUUCUUUCUCUCUGAUCAGAUUAUCGCGUACGUGACCGUAACGUCCUUGGGAGCGUUAGCAGAGAUCGUUUAUUUGGCGUAUAACGGCGAUGAAGAGGUGACGUGGAUGGAAGUGUGCACUUCUUAUGGGAAGUUCUGUGGCAGGUUGAAGCUGGUUUUGGCUCUGCUUGCCAUUGUCCUCUGCUGUUUUCUCUCUUUAGCUGUGAUUUCUGCAUUUAGGGUCUUCAGCAGAUAUGAAUAUCCCUCUGUUCAUUGUGAUGAAUUUGAGAAGCAAGUGAAAUAAUGUUAGGCCUUUCCACUAUGAGUGUUUGUAUGUCAAAAGACCUUUUUUUGAACAAUUUUCAAUCCAAUGUACCUGUGGAAAUGUAGUGUUGUUACAUCUUUACAUGUAAUCUUUCUAUUUGCACAUAUCUCACCAAUUUUGAUCCUUUUC